Molecule: messenger RNA, 339 nt
Organism: Durusdinium trenchii
Lineage: Eukaryota; Dinophyceae; Suessiales; Symbiodiniaceae
Source: the annotation of a GenBank genome assembly
AUGGCUUCGCUAUGGGCUGGCCGUGCAGGGAAGGAGAGUGGCGCCAACUUUCAAUUCAUCCACCGGGUCCACGCCACUGACAGGAAGGAUCGACAGUGCUUGCAACUAUUUGAGCUCCAUGCUGAUGCUGCUGGAGCAGCAAGUGGAAGCAGAUACGAGGUGGUGCAAAAAGGAAACUCUUCAGCGACUCGACACACCCAGCCCUAUGCGAACCAUAGUGCAGAGUGGCUAGAAAGCCCAAGACUCAGGGAUGCAAAGAAAGAGACAAACAGAUCAUCCAAAAAGACAGUUGAUACAGCACAGAUCUUCCAGAACAGUAUGCAGGUACAGCUCACCUAG